This is a messenger RNA of Cuscuta europaea, 625 nucleotides long. Lineage: Eukaryota; Viridiplantae; Streptophyta; Magnoliopsida; Solanales; Convolvulaceae. The record is from the annotation of a GenBank genome assembly.
UAUGUUAUAUGUUUCAAUCUGAUGUAUCAGCAAUGGGAGAUUCUAGAUGUGUCAACGUCGACACUGAAGGUUGCUGAAAAGUGCGGUGAAAUGACUAGCAUUGUGAGAGAUAUGUUUGUGCAUUACAUGAUUGUGAUUGGAGUGGGUAACAAGGUGAAGGGGCUGGAGAAAGCAAAAGUGAAGAUAGUUGUGAUGAACUGGCGCCAUGAAAACUAUGAGUUUGAAUACGGUGUGCUAACAAUGAGAGUCAUGGAGACAUAUAUGGGUCAAGGAAGUAAAGGUUGGGACAUUGGAAUAAAAAAGGGAGAGAAGAAGCACAUUGAUACAUUAAGGGUGAGGUAUUCUGCCACAAUACUUUCAGCGGACUACAACGAGACGAAGAACAAAAAUGUGCAAGAGAUUAAGAAGGAUGCAAAAGUGAAGAAGCAAGACAAAGGAAAAAUAAAGAAGUGAACUGAGCUGUUUGUCAAACAUUACUACAUUUGGUUGCGGAAUUUCUUGUUUUUGUAUAAUUGGGUUUUGGUUGUGAUGUUUGAUUUGAAGGUUAAAACGUUUUUAGACAAAGUCUUUUUUGCAUGGUUUUGAUGACUGAUAUAUUGGUUAUUGAAUUUUUGUGUGUUAAUUU